Fonsecaea erecta is the source of this 450-nucleotide messenger RNA. Its product is annotated as eukaryotic translation initiation factor 1A, Y-chromosomal. Gene Ontology annotation, molecular function: RNA binding; translation initiation factor activity. Lineage: Eukaryota; Fungi; Ascomycota; Eurotiomycetes; Chaetothyriales; Herpotrichiellaceae. Gene Ontology annotation, biological process: translational initiation. Gene Ontology annotation, cellular component: cytoplasm. The transcript has 2 exons. The coding region runs from base 1 to 450 and encodes 149 amino acids. The record is from RefSeq and is a predicted model, not a curated record.
AUGCCUAAGAAUAAGGGAAAGGGAGGCAAAAACCGGCGUCGCGGCAAGAACGAAAAUGACAACGAAAAGCGCGAACUGACCUUCAAAGAAGAAGGACAAGAAUACGCCCAGGUCCUCAAAAUGCUGGGCAACGGUCGCCUCGAGGCCCUUUGUUUCGACGGCGAAAAACGUCUGGCCCAUAUCCGCGGCAAGUUACGCAAGAAGGUCUGGAUCAACCAGGGAGACAUCAUCCUCUUGAGCUUGCGGGACUAUCAAGACGAGAAGGGGGAUGUCAUUUUGAAGUACAGUGCGGACGAGGCACGGUCUCUGAAGGCAUACGGUGAACUCCCCGAGAGCGCAAAGAUCAACGAGACGGAUACCUACGGUCACGAGGGCGUGGACGAUAACGUGGAGUUCGACGAGGACCGGGACAGUGACUCCGAGAAGGAGGUUGAUAUUGACGACAUUUAA